CGGAGGCGCGAGCAGGAAGUGGAGUCCCGGCCCGGCGGGUGGCCAGCACGCUGCGGCCGCCACUUUCCAACGAGCAGCGGCCGCUGAGGGUGCCCGGGGCGAUGGAGGGGCCGGGGCUGGGCUCGCAGUGCAGGAAUCACAGCCAUGGCCCCCACCCUCCAGGAUUUGGUCGGCACGGCAUCUGUGCCCAUGAAAACAGAGAGCUUGCCAAGGCAAGAGAAGUUCUUCCUCUCAUAGAGGACUCUAGUAACUGUGACAUUGUCAAAGCCACCCAAUACGGGAUUUUUGAACGAUGUAAAGAGUUGAUAGAGGCAGGAUAUGAUGUCAGACAACCAGACAAAGAAAAUGUAUCGCUUCUUCACUGGGCUGCUAUUAACAACAGGCUGGAUCUUGUAAAGUUUUAUAUUUCAAAAGGUGCUGUUGUAGAUCAGUUGGGUGGAGAUUUAAAUUCAACUCCUCUUCACUGGGCCAUCCGACAGGGGCAUUUACCUAUGGUCAUACUGUUACUCCAGCAUGGUGCGGACCCCACUCUCAUUGACGGAGAGGGUUUCAGCAGCAUUCACCUGGCAGUAUUAUUUCAGCGCAUGCCUAUUAUAGCGUAUCUCAUCUCAAAGGGACAGAGUGUGAAUAUGACAGAUGUAAAUGGGCAGACGCCUCUCAUGUUAUCUGCUUACAAAGUAAUUGGGCCAGAACCAACUGCAUUUCUUUUAAAGUUUAACCCUGCUCUCAAUGUUGUGGAUAAAAUACACCAAAAUACUCCACUCCACUGGGCGAUUGCAUCAGGAAAUGUUAAUGCAGUUGAUAAACUUUUGGAAGCUGGCUGUAGCUUGGCUAUCCGAAAUGUUAAGGGAGAAACUCCUCUGGAUAUGGCUCUGCACAGCAAAAAUCAGCUCAUUAUUCACAUGCUAAAAGCAGAAGCCAAAAUGAGAGCCAACCAGAAGUUCCGACUUUGGAGGUGGCUGCAGAAAUGCGAGCUCUUCCUGCUGCUCACACUCUCUGUGAUCACCAUGUGGGCUGUCGGAUACAUACUGGACUUCAAUUCAGAUUCUUGGCUUUUGAAAGGAUGUCUUCUAGUAACACUGUUUUCUCUGACAUCUUUGUUUCCAAGGUUCUUGGUCGGAUAUAAGAACCUCGUAUACUUACCCACAGUCUUCCUACUAAGUUCCGUGUUUUGGAUAUUUAUGACUUGGUUCAUACUGUUUUUUCCUGAUGUCACAAGCAGCCGUACGUAUUUCAUUUUCCUUUCCAGUCUAGUAGCCUUCCUCUACUUCUUCUACAAGACUUGGGCGACUGAUCCCGGCUUCACUAAGGCUUCUGAAGAAGAAAGGAAAGUGAAUAUCGUCACCCUUGCAGAAACUGGCUGUCUGGACUUCAGAACAUUUUGUACAUCAUGUCUUAUUAGAAAACCACUGAGGUCGCUCCACUGCCAUGUGUGCAACGCUUGCGUGGCUCGAUAUGAUCAGCACUGCGUGUGGACUGGACGGUGCGUAGGUUUUGGGAACCAUCACUAUUACAUAUUCUUCCUGUUUUUCCUGUCGGUGGCGUGUGGCUGGAUUAUGUAUGGGUCUUCCAUCUAUUGGUCAAAUCAUUGUACCACAACAUUCAAGAAAGACGGACUGUGGACCUACCUCAGUCAGAUUGUGGCCUGUUCCCCUUGGGUUUUAUAUAUCUUCAUGAUAGCAACUUUUCAUUUCUCAUGGUCAACAUUUUUAUUAAUGAAUCAGCUCUUUCAGAUCGCUUUUCUGGGCCUGACCUCCCAUGAAAGAAUAAGCCUGCUGAAGCAGAGCAGGCAGAUGAAACAGACCCUGUCCCUCAGGAAGACACCGUACAACCUUGGAUUCACACAGAACCUGGCAGAUUUCUUUCAGUGUGGCUGCUUUGGCUUGGUGAAGCCCUGCGCGGUAGAUUGGACAUCCCAGUACACCAUGGUCUUUCAUCCAGCCAAAGAGAAGGUUCUUCGCUCUGUAUGAAGAAAAGCAUCUCAAAACUGUCGUUGUGAUUUGUUUUCGUUUAUGAUGGUGCCCUAAGGAAGCCCAGAAGAAAACACAGGUGGUUUUAUAGCCAUUUGGUAAAACAGUUCUCAGUAAAGGUAUCACUCUUCAGGCUUAGAAAGAUGAACUAGUCCUGAAUACUCUUGGCAGACACCAAGAAAAAAAAAAAAAAAACUUUUAUAUUUUUCACAAGAAAAUACAAAUUAAUUUUUUUGAAGAUAUAUUCGUUGCUUAUGGAUAAAGUAGAAUAUUUUCAGAUAGUACAUUGGCUGUUUCAAAGUAGUACUAUUCUUUGAACAUGUAAUUUUUGAUAAGUUAUUUGUCAUUGUUGUAUCUAUAAAUAUGUAAAGAAUAUUUAAGUCGGUAUCUCUGUUUUGCUUUCACACCUAAUAAAAUUUUCUUUUGUAA
This is a messenger RNA of Chinchilla lanigera (long-tailed chinchilla), 2399 nucleotides long. RefSeq names its product zinc finger, DHHC-type containing 13 (gene Zdhhc13). Gene Ontology annotation, molecular function: protein binding; palmitoyltransferase activity. Lineage: Eukaryota; Metazoa; Chordata; Mammalia; Rodentia; Chinchillidae. Gene Ontology annotation, biological process: protein palmitoylation. Bases 102 to 1970 code for a protein of 622 amino acids. The transcript has 17 exons. The record is from RefSeq and is a predicted model, not a curated record. Gene Ontology annotation, cellular component: Golgi membrane.